Phytophthora nicotianae INRA-310 is the source of this 621-nucleotide messenger RNA. RefSeq lists its product as hypothetical. The record is from RefSeq and is a predicted model, not a curated record. NCBI's taxonomy places the organism in Eukaryota, Oomycota, Peronosporomycetes, Peronosporales, Peronosporaceae. The coding region runs from base 1 to 621 and encodes 206 amino acids. The transcript is spliced from 2 exons.
AUGUCGGAUUACACGCUGUGCAACAUUCAAGCUGGUACACCAUUACAAGAGAAGAUUAUCUUAAAGAAAGACUCAAAAUCUCGACAUGAAAACUCUGCAAGCAAUGAAAUUCAGGAAGCUCAAGGCAGGGGAGGAAUUUUUGAAAUUCGUCGAUCAGAGUUGGACCCACUCAAGGAUCUUACAGAGGACCGACGCUAUGAAACUGAUAGCCGGGCUUUCUGCUCCGUUCGCUUCUCGAUUAUUCAGUUCGAGGGUAUUGAAAGCGUAAAGCAGAUCUUUGAUAUGGUGGUUUUCUACUUCAGCAACAUGGAGAUCAGUGUCUCGGAGAAGCUCAAGACUCUCGUCACCGUUCGAGAAAAUGAUGACGAUAGCACUAUCGAGGGGAUCACACAGAAUUUUUUGAUGUCUACUACGACCGGAAAGUUUGUGAGAAUGGAGUCAAACAUCAUUAUGUUCUCCGAAUUCUACGAACGGGACGAUAUCCAGUGUUCGGACUGUGGCUACGGGAUCGUCGUGUCGGAGUUUGUGGGCGUCGACGAGAGUUAUCCGUACCGACCUAAAAAACGCGUCCGUAAGGAUGUUAACGGGGUUAUCGAAGUGCGUGGUUACGAUCGUCCAUAG